Molecule: messenger RNA, 810 nt
Organism: Lathyrus sativus (Indian pea)
Lineage: Eukaryota; Viridiplantae; Streptophyta; Magnoliopsida; Fabales; Fabaceae
Source: the annotation of a GenBank genome assembly
AUGAUGGAGAGUGGUGAGAUAGGAGGAAGAGAAGAUUAUAAUGGAGUGAUGAUGACGAUGACAAGAGACCCGAAGCCGAGGCUGAGGUGGACAGCCGAUCUUCACGACCGGUUUGUCGAUGCUGUAACAAAGCUUGGUGGCCCUGACAAGGCAACUCCAAAGGCUGUUCUAAGGUUAAUGAGCUUAAAAGGUUUGACAUUAUAUCAUUUGAAGAGCCAUUUACAGAAGUAUAGACUUGGACAAAAUGGUCGAAAACAGUAUGAAGAACAAUACAAAGAAAAUAACAGGUGUUCCUAUGUAAAUUUCAGUAACCAUUCUUCACAGACUAAUACCAGUUAUGGAGGUGAUAAUGAAGAGGGGGAAAUCCCAAUAGCUGAAGCACUUAAGCAACAAAUUGAAGUUCAAAAGAGAUUAGAAGAGCAAUUUGAGGUACAAAAGAAAUUGCAAAUGAGAAUAGAGGCUCAAGAGAAGUAUUUUCAGACAGUGUUAGAGAAAGCACAAACAAGUCUUUCACAAGAUGAACAAACCAAUCUUGAAUUCAAUUCAGCUUUAUCAAAUUUCAUGGAAAAUAUGAAUAAAGGUAGUAAAAAAAACAUAGUAGACAUGAAUGAGUUUUAUAACAAGAAUCAUAGUUCAGUUUUCAAUUACCAACAAGUAUUAGGAGCUGAAGAAAACAAGGAACUAAAGCCUCAUAUUGAAGGGGAUUCAAUUCAGCUAGACUUAAACAUCAAAAAUGGCAAUGAACUUUUAUGUGCAGAUGGAGCUGAAAUGGAAUCAAAAAUGGUUUCGUAUAGGUUGUUUCAUUUUUGA